Messenger RNA from Anisakis simplex (herring worm), 1653 nucleotides. Lineage: Eukaryota; Metazoa; Nematoda; Chromadorea; Rhabditida; Anisakidae. The record is from the annotation of a GenBank genome assembly.
AUGACACAUCCACACUUCAUUCGUUGCAUUAUUCCGAACGAAAAGAAGGCCUCAGGUGUUAUCGACGCUAGUCUUGUAUUGAAUCAACUCACAUGCAACGGUGUACUUGAGGGCAUUCGUAUUUGCCGUAAAGGCUUCCCGAACAGAAUGCUUCACGCCGAUUUCCGUCAACGCUAUUCAAUUUUGGCCGCAGAUGAGGCGAAUUCCUCGCCUGAUUCCAAAAAAUGCGCCGCAGCUAUUUUGGCUAAAGUUGUCAAGAGCGGAACGUUGACAGAGGAGAAUUUCCGAGUUGGUGAAACCAAGGUGUUCUUUAAAGCCGGCAUUUUGGCGCAUUUGGAGGAUGUCAGAGAUGAGAUUUUAAGAACGAUCAUGACCAAACUUCAAGCGUUCGUUCGCUGGUAUUUGGGUCUGAUCGAUCGUAAACGUCGUACCGAGCAACGAGCCGGACUGGUCGUGCUGCAGCGCAAUGUACGGCAAUGGUGUACGUUACGUAAAUGGGAAUGGUUCAAACUGUACACGAAAGUGCGACCAAUGUUGCGUGACGGCAAGAUUGCUGAACAAAUAGACAAAUUGAAAGAACGUAUAGCCGAACUCGAAGAAGGUAUUCAGAAAGAGCAGAGUAUGAAGAAUGAAUUGGACCGAACCGCUAAGAAGAACGAAAAAGAGAAGAGCGAUUUGAUGGCGCAGCUAGAAGAGAUUAGCCGAAAGGCCGAUGAGCUCUCGGCGAAAGCCGAUAGUGAGUCGAAGGGNCAUGCUUAUGGAAACAUUUUCGAGCUUGAACAACGUCUCGAGGAAGCCGACGAACGAAAUGGCGAUUUGCUUCGUGCGAAAAAGAAGGCCGAAGGUGAAGUGGAAAGUAUCCGAAAACAGAUUCAAGACGUCGAAAUGAGCGCACGUAAAGCGGAAACCGAACGUCAAUCGAAAGAUCACCAAAUUCGCUCAGUGCAAGAUGAAAUGCAACAGCAAGAGCAAGUGAUCGCUAAACUCAGCAAAGAAUUGAAGCAUCAAGAGGAGAUGAACAAAAAAAUACUGGAGGACCUUAAUUGUGAAGGCGAUAAAAGUAAUCAUGUUGCUAAAAUCAAGAGCAAACUCGAGCAAACUCUCGCCGAGAUGGAGGACAGUUUGGAACGCGAAUGUCGUGCCAAAUCUGACACUGAGAAAGCACGCCGAAAGGUCGAAGGUGAGCUGAAGAUGGGCAACGAGACAAUGGACGAGAUCACAAAGCAGAAACACGACCUGGAGAACAGUUUGAAGCGUAAAGAGGCGGAAAUGGUCAAUCUAAGCGGGCGUUUAGACGAAGAACAAUCGUUGGUGAAUCGUCUGCAAAGACAGAUCAAAGAAGCGCAAAGUCGCUUGAGUGAACUGAGUGAUGAGCGUGAAAUGGAACAUGAAGCAAAAAGUAAGUCGGAUCGCAUAAAAUCUGAGUUGCAACAUGAAUUAGCUGAACUCAGCGAACGUUUGGACGAGCAAGACGGUGCGACGGCCAGUCAGAUCGAGAUGAACAAGAAACGUGAAGCCGAGUUGGCCAGGUUAAGACAUGACAUUGAAGAGGCGAAUCUCAGUCAUGAAACACAACUGCAUGCGUUGAAAAAGAAGCAAACCGAUGCGGUGGCUGAGCUGGGCGAUCAACUCGAGCAAAUCACCAAACAGAAA